Molecule: messenger RNA, 2806 nt
Organism: Cyprinus carpio (common carp)
Lineage: Eukaryota; Metazoa; Chordata; Actinopteri; Cypriniformes; Cyprinidae
Exons: 3
Coding region: 260-1552 (430 amino acids)
Source: RefSeq, a predicted model, not a curated record
AGCAUCAGACCACACAUGCGCAAAGAUAUUUUACUCUCUGCACAGCACACCUGCGUGAUGGUGAUGCCCUGCAGUGCCAAAGUAUUUCUUCGAUUGGGUUUAACAGAGGGACGUCGUAUAUUUUCAACAGCUGGUAAAGGUAGGAGGAUAUUUGUUUUUUUCAAACAAGUUGCUGACUUUCCAAUUUUCAUCCUUGUAUACACACAAUUGCUUAAUUCAUGUUAUUUUUUAAAUAUUUUUUUUAGGUUGAAGUAUUUGCAUGAUGGCUGCACCAGUGAAAAUGCGGAUUGUUUUUGGCGACGACAAUGCUGAAAAGCUGACCAUAGAAUCGGGCAUGCCAAAGUCUGUGGAGGAUCUUUCAAAUGAGAUCAAACGUCAGUUUGAUAUUGAGGGGGACAUUAGACUCCAGUACAUGGACAGCGACUUUGAUAAUAACUUUGUUAAUCUUAAUCAAAUUAGUGAUAUACAAGACAAGAGUACAGUGAAAGUAAUCUCAUUGUCAGAUGUCAGUCAAGGCUGUUUGAACCAGAGUUGUGAAGACACAUCUUCGUCCUCUGACACAGUAAUACUCUCCUCCCCUGACUCAGUGACUGCUCGAUCACAGUGGCCUACAGAAUUUAAAAUACCUACGUUUCCAUAUGAUGUGGAGAUGCAACUUCAAAGUGCUAACCAGGCCUUCAUGUCAAGCAGAGUUUUCCUAAACCCCAGCCACAAACUGAAGUCAGACAUCUUGGAAAGUCUGGCUGCAGAAAUAAUUAGGUUCAAGGCAUAUCCUUCAAAUUUGGAAAUAGAAUCUGUUGCUGAAGCUUUAAUCAAAGCUCACCCAUGUUUGAGGGAACAAGGAUCCUCUAGUGGUUACUAUGGAUGGAAAAUUAGCCUCAAGUACAAGAUGGCCAACUAUAGGACAAAGCUAAGAAAUUUGGGGUGCCCAGAGAUGAGCAUUAAUUCCCUCAAGAACAAACCUGCAGAUAAGUGCCAGCCGGCCCAUAACAUUAAAAAACCCAGAAAGGCAGAAGUAAAUUUCUGCCCCCCCUAUCCUGCUGGAGAGACCCUCGACAGCCUUGAAGGCGAAAGAGUGUCACUGUUGUCCGAGGUCCAAAAAAGACACAACAAUGCAGUUAUCAAGGAGAAGAUGGCCAAGACCUUUGCGUAUAGGAGACAGGAGGUAGUCAGAGACCAACCCAUGAUUGCAGAGUUCAAGACCAGAUGGCCAGGACUGUUCACUGUGCCUGAGGUUGAAGCAGAAUUUAUGAGGAUUACCACUGUUCCCCUCGUCACAACAUUUUUUGCACAACUUGACAACCAUGCUGAUCAGCUCCAAAGACUGCUGAAGAAGACAGGUGGAUCUAAAGGAAAGAAAAUUAAACUUGCCUUUGCCCCGACUGCACAGAAUGAAACUGUUGAAAAGAAGCGGGAAUGCCUCCUCAGGGCACUUUGUAUAUAUCUGAAUGAAGAUCCAAGCAGUCUCUUCAAAGAGUAUCUGGUAGGUACUUACAAAUACUGCAGCAGUAACUAUCCUAGGACUUUUAAGAAUGUCACAAUAUCCAUUUAACAUUGUGGGAUAUGGCUAUGGCAAUUUGAGUCUAGACCAAAAUCAUGUUUCUGAUACUUUAACCUUAAAAAAUGUAAAAAUUAUAAUCUUAUACAAGUAGAACAUAUGGCAGAGCUGCUAUAAGAUGACAUCAGCUCAUAGAGGUGUUCUUAAUAAAGUGGCCAGUGAGUACAAAUUGUGAGGAAUCAGUUAGGACCAAAAGUUAGUAAUCAAGCCUUAUUUUAAAACAUUUACUGAAAAAUGUUUUGUUAAAAAAAAAAAAACUCUUUGGAAUUAAUUGGCUGGUAAUUUCAUUGUUGUCCUUUUUUUGUGUGUGGAAAGGGUUCAGAUGGUUGUGCUGCCCAGAGGGGCCUUGAUCAUGUUGUCUUUGGCAUCUACAGCAUUAAUGUAGAGGGAGGUGAUGCCACCACCAUUCCAGCUGAUGUUGGAAUCGUGAUUGAGGGUGUUGGAGUGCUUCACGACUUGGGAGACCUCUCUUCUGCAUGUGCACUCUUAAUGGGUGUCAUUUAUGCAGUGAACCUCAGUUAUCCUCAGGAACUGAAAACAUUCUUUGAGGUGCUUCAGAAAAUCUUUCUCCAGCUAGAUGCUACCAGACUCUCAACCAAGGUACAGAUGCUUAAAAACAAACUGUAUGAGUGAACCAACAUUGAACGUGUGGCACGUGGAAACCAUUUAAUUGAAAAAAACACUGUUUUCAAAGUUUAUAUACUGUAUCUUUUAUUUUGUGACACAGUGACAUGUUUCUUUGUCAUAAAGCGUGCAGAGUGUUUUUUUUUUUUGUACAACAUCAAUGCUGAGGAAGGUGAUGCCACCACCACUGAUUUUAUAAUAGUUAUUGAGGGUGUUUGAAGUGCUUCACGACUUUUUCUUUUUGUGACACAACACUGUUCUGUGACUUUUUUUGUCAUAUAGCAUGUACAGAUGCUUAUAAAACAAACUGAGUGAACCAACAUUGAGCACUUAAAAGUUUUAAUUGAAAAACACUUGAAAGCUCAUAACUUUUUUUUUUUCUUUUAGUGACAUGCACCACUGACAUGCAUGUAAAGCGUGUGCAGCUUUUUUUGUUUUUCUAAGGUAAAGAGAACCAACCUUAAAUACUGCUGCUCAUGGGUAUUUUUUUUUUCUCUUUUGUAAAACUGAAUUUGAAACAGUUGUGUUUUUGACAACUCUUGUUGGUGAAUAAAGGAACUAACAAAUGUUAUGUUGAGUUUACUGAAGUAAUUUGUGUGGAACCUGUUGACAAAAUAUAAUUAA